CGCGUGUCAUUGGCUGGCCCCGGGCAUCUGACAAACGUCGCCCGGCGGUACCUGCGUUUGCAAACUGCGCGAAUCUAAGUUGUGACAACUCACUCAUUUACACAGGCAAAGGGGACACCUGCCAGAACCUCGCCUGAGACAAGCCUCUGACAGCAGACGGACUUCUAACGAGUUUCUAUCACCUAGGCCGAAACCGACACAAUGGCUGCGCCUCUCGCAGAGCUGGCGCAGCAGCAAACUGCGAAGCUCGUCUUGCUCGGCGAGAUGGGCUCGGGGAAGUCUUCCUUGGUGCUUCGAUACGUCAAGGGCCAGUUCUUCGACUAUCAAGCCUCGACCGUGGGUGCUGCGUUUCUCACAAAGACGCUGCCGGAGCUCAACGUGAAGUUUGAAAUAUGGGACACGGCCGGUCAGGAGCGCUACCACAGCCUCGCGCCAAUGUACUACAGGGGUGCCGCGGCAGCCAUCAUCGUGUACGACAUCACGAGCCCAGACUCGUUCACCCGCGCGAAGUCGUGGGUGCGUGAGCUGCAGCGGCAGGGCAACCCCAACAUGAUUAUGGCGCUGGCAGGCAACAAGGCAGACCUGGAGGGCCAGCGCGCGGUGACGGUGGAGGAGGCGCAGGCGUACGCGGCGGAGAACGGGUUGUUCUACGUGGAGACGUCGGCCAAGACGUCCGCCAACGUCAACGAGCUGUUCGAGGAGAUUGCCCGGAAACUACCCAAGCCGGAGGCGGCGCCCCGGCCGCCGCAAGGCGGGAUCGUCCUGUCAGAGAACCAGCAGCAGCAGCCCAAGAAGAGCACUUGCUGCUAAGAGCGGCUUCGGCUCUCGGUGGAGCAGGGGCCUGGUUGCAUGGCAGGUGGUGUGCCUGGCGGCUCCGGGACAGAGCAGGAGCUUAAUGAUGGGCUGUUGCUCCGGGUGCAUGGACACUGGGUGGCUCGUUUUGCAGUGGAGGUGGGGCGUGUCUGGCAGGUGCGUGCACGGAUGUGGGGGCAGCCUUGCGGCGAGUGAGUUUGUGAACAGAGGACGGUGUUAGGCAUUGAGUGUUCUUCUUUGACAACAGUUUGGGCAUUUUUUGCAGCGUGCAAGGAAACAGAAAGUCCAAGACGUCGUGAGGGGAGCAGAACGCUAGUGGCGGCAUGCGGAAACAAAAUGAUGAAGAUGCGGGUGUGUUCUCCAAUACGGUAGAUUCGGUGCGUUGUGUUGCUCCCUAAUUGCGCUUAUUAAUCUGCUCUCUUCCUACUGCAUGUGUUAAGCUUGGAGGCAGCUGAUUAUAUGUUAAUGAAAGCCGCCGCUGUGAUUGCAAGAAUGGCCAUGCACAUCCUACCCGUGCUGCAUCCUAGGUCACUAACCCCUCCGUCAAUCCAACAUAGCACUGAAGCACGUGCCCGAUGCACGCCCCUUAUAACCCAGAAUCGAACA
Messenger RNA from Chlamydomonas reinhardtii, 1419 nucleotides. RefSeq lists its product as uncharacterized. The coding region runs from base 202 to 810 and encodes 202 amino acids. The record is from RefSeq and is a predicted model, not a curated record. Gene Ontology annotation, molecular function: GTP binding; GTPase activity. The transcript is spliced from 5 exons. Lineage: Eukaryota; Viridiplantae; Chlorophyta; Chlorophyceae; Chlamydomonadales; Chlamydomonadaceae.